Salvia splendens (bonfire salvia) is the source of this 844-nucleotide messenger RNA. RefSeq names its product transcription factor MYB114-like. Bases 1 to 687 code for a protein of 228 amino acids. Lineage: Eukaryota; Viridiplantae; Streptophyta; Magnoliopsida; Lamiales; Lamiaceae. The record is from RefSeq and is a predicted model, not a curated record. The transcript is spliced from 3 exons.
AUGGAAAAUAAUAAUAAAAAUAAUAAUAAUAAUAAUAAUAAUAGUAGUAAAGGAAUGAGAAAAGGAGCAUGGACUAAAGAGGAAGAUCUUCUUCUCCGAGACUGCAUUCGUAAAUACGGAGAAGGCAAAUGGCAUCUCGUCCCUCUCCGUGCUGGGUUGAAGAGAUGUAGGAAGAGUUGCAGGCUCAGAUGGCUCAACUAUCUCCGACCCGAUCUUAACAGAGGCUUUUUUACUAAUGAUGAAGUUGAUCUCAUCGUCAGGCUUCAUAAACUGUUAGGCAACAGAUGGUCGCUGAUCGCCGGCAGACUUCCCGGACGGACUGCAAACGACGUCAAGAACUUCUGGAACAGCCACAUUUCGAAGCGACCGCCCAAAGAAAAAACCAUCACGGAGAGCAACAUCGUACGACCUCGGGCUCGGACCUUCUCCACCUCACACCCUCCGUCUUGGUCCACCAAACUAGCUGUGUCGAGCUCAUCCACGCCCGCUGAGAAACUUCCCACGAACAACGAUCCAACGAGGCCGUCUUCAUCAGCGCUGCAGGAUGAUCUGGACGAGUGCAUGCGGUGGUGGGGAGACUUGCUCGAGAUGUCGGAAAAUGGGGUGACCAAUCCGUUUAUGCUCUCCGAUGAUGACGUGGCACGUGUACCAGCGCAGGGGAUUGCGGCACCGAUGAAGAAGGCUUGAGCAAAAAUUCACCGUGGACCCAUUAAUGAUUGAUAUACAUAUAUACUUAUGCUUGUUGAGUGUAAAAUGAAAUGUGAGAUAAACUCAAACCAUAAACGGAUUGUUUUCCCCAUUUUCAUUUGUAAGAGUUGACUAUAUGCAUAUAAAGUUUGUUAGA